Molecule: messenger RNA, 975 nt
Organism: Heterotrigona itama
Lineage: Eukaryota; Metazoa; Arthropoda; Insecta; Hymenoptera; Apidae
Source: the annotation of a GenBank genome assembly
AUGGCGUCAGGUUUGGAAAGUUAUGUAAAUCGUAUCCUUUUGUUUCUCUUGUCUUUCUGCCUUGUUUAUUUUAUUUUUGAUAGUCACAGUUCUGUCCUUAGCAAUUUCUUAGAUACUGUUUCCAUAAUCACCUCGGAUGGUAGAAAUUUCAUCGUAAGUAUGCUAUUUCUGACGUGUACGUGUUAUAAUUUCUUUAUAAAUUACGACGUUAUAAUUAUUAUUGGAAAUUCUUACACGUGUAUUGUCAUCUAGAGAAAUAUAUCUUUCGUAAUUGUGAUUGAUUGUUCAGUUUAACGUCUCAGACCUUUUUUUUCUUUUUGUAAAAUGUACUGUAGUUGUUUCAAUGUUGCGAUUAUAAUAUAUGCUAAGACCCUUUCAUUUUUCAGGGAACGUUGAAGGGUUUUGAUCAAACGAUUAAUAUAAUAUUAGAUGAGUCUCAUGAACGUGUGUAUAGUACGACUCAAGGUGUAGAGCAAGUAGUAUUAGGUUUACAUAUUAUUAGAGGUGAUAAUGUGUGAGUAAUUUAACUUAAUUUAUUCUUUAUGCGUUUGAAAUAUAUAUUUUUGUUCGUAGUAUUGGCUUGUUUUUUUUGAAAAUUUAUUCGUUCUAUACUUGUUCAAUUUAAGUAUAUUACCUAUAAUGCUAUAUUACGCAUGAUACGCAAAAUAGAAAAUAUUAAUUUUAUGUUUUUAUUCUGGCAGUUUAACAGACAACGCGAAUAAAAUAAAAAAAUACAUAUAAUUGUUUCGAUAAAAAAUACAUGUAAUUAAAAAAAUACAUAUAGUUAUUAAUUUUAUUUACAAUUCAUAGUCGCUUAUUUCAUAAAUGGUUAAAAAAAUUCUAAAUAAAUAAGUAGAAUUAUAAUAUUUGUUUUCUUCUUUCAGGGCAAUUGUAGGAGAAUUGGAUGACGAAAUGGAUGCACGUUUGGAUCUAUCAGCUAUAAGAGCUGAUCCUUUAAGUUCUAUCGUACAUUGA